Messenger RNA from Symbiodinium sp. CCMP2456, 2102 nucleotides. NCBI's taxonomy places the organism in Eukaryota, Dinophyceae, Suessiales, Symbiodiniaceae. The record is from the annotation of a GenBank genome assembly.
AUGUCGGACCAAUGCGUGGACCUCUUCUGUGAAGGCGAUCCUGCUUACAUGCAGGAACAGUACCAGAUGGUCUGGAAAGGAGAGGGCAAGGGGUCCUAUUCAGCCGCGUACAAGGAAGUGGAGCAUGGACGAGGGGAAUGGGAGAAAGUCGUCGUGAACCACAAAUACACCUCUUAUCGCCCCAAAGUAUGCUGCAUGUGCCUGGUGGCAUUGCUUUUGUUGUCACUUCUGGGUUACCUCCUGUACCGCCUGCUGCACGAUCGGACGAUGACAGUUGGUGCCGAUGACAUGUCCGUGUCAAGGCCUGCUCAGGAUGCGAUCGAUUGUAACACUGGGUUUUACAAUUAUCAGGUUCUCUGGGAUGCAGACAAGAGAGCAAUUUGUUGUGACCUCUAUGGCCGAGCAUGCACUGGUUCUGCGACUGUGGUCCACCACCCGCACUUCGUCUACCAUGGUCCUCCUGCGCAGACCUACAACUGCCGUGCCGGUUACUCGAACUGGUUAUUCGGAUGGUCGCAACACAAGAAAGCGUGGUGCUGUUCUCACGAGUCUCGCGGGUGUCCCGGUACCUGGCAUGGCAGCUACCACCUCAAUAUGCACGUGGGGCACCACAUCGGCCAUGCAGAGGGGCACAUCUAUGACUGUGAUGCCGGCUUCUCCAACUGGAUGCAAGGCUGGUCGGACUCCAAGAAGGAUUGGUGCUGCUCGCAUGAGCAGAAGGGCUGCGUCAAGUUCCACUGCACCGGCGAAGAGGCUUCCUGGGGUCCGGAAAAGUCGGAGUGGUGCUGCGCGCACUUCCAGAAGGGCUGCCCCCGUACGACGAUGUCACCGAUGAAGUGCGAAACGCCCUGUGAGUUCCACGGAGAGACCGACACUUGCAUGAACCGCAUCCAUUGGACACGAGACCACGUCUUCGGAGACAAGGAGAACAAGUGCGCCCUUGCCUACAGCAAGGUGCAGGUGGAGUGCGACGUGUGCCGAUCUUGCACAAUCGAGGAGGCGGGCUGUGAAGUGCACAUGUCGGGCUCACUACCCUUCGACUGCAACGCGGCCCUCAACAACUUCUACAGGGCUUGGGCCCCGGCGAAGAAGCACUGGUGCUGCACCAAGCAGGGAAAGGGCUGCGAGGGCCACCACCCGCCUUCCGUCGAUGCUGGCUACGGCAUGGUUUGGAAGCGCGUCCAGGUGAACGGCUACUGGACAUGGGUGGCGGUGCACGGCCACGGCCAAGCCAGCAUGCCCUAUGACUGCAAUGCCGGCCUGCCCAACUGGCACACCGGCUGGUCCGAGGGCAAGAAGGCAUGGUGCUGUGCCCACCAUCACGAGGGCUGCGGAGGAGGCCAUGGUGCAGCAUUCGACUGCCACGCAGGCUUUUCCCGCUGGCACACGGCUUGGUCGCCAGCCAAGAAGGCAGGACUGGUGCUGUCGCCAUGUGGGCAACUCCUGCAGUUGCUCAGAAUGCACUGGGUGAACUCCCACGAUACCAGCAGAACUACCAUUAACACCGUGAAAAUCGUCCAGCAUCCGCCACCAGUAGGUGAUGAGGGCAUCAGGACCGAGAAAGAUGCCUGGCGCUCCUCGGUGCGCUAUUAUGUGGGUGCGAGCCGUGGGUCAUACGAGCAGCGCUCUGAGAUGCGAUUCAUUGGUGCAGGAAUGGGCGAAUGGAACAAAGAGGAGAAGGCUGUAUACACCCGAUGGGUGCGUGCCUGCUGCUUGGCGUUGCUGGCGCUCCUUGCACUCCUCCUGCUGGGCUUGUUGUGGUGGUGGUUGCAUCGCACACCCGUUGGUGCAGAUGAGACGCAGCCCACAUUGAACUGCUACGAAGGAUACCAUGACUGGAAGAACCUCUGGACUCCGGAGAAGCAAGCCGCCUGCUGCGAUCAGUACGGUCGUGCGUGUCCCCAUUACCAUGUGGAGCGUGACGUGAUCCACAAGCAAGUGCCCUAUCCUGUUUCCUCGCCGCCGCAAUACCACUACGUUUCCGUCCCCGUGCCUUCCCCAAGCCAUGUUGUUUACAAGACCCGCUACAUCCCGGCGGCGCCAGUCGUGCACCACUUCCGCUACAACUGCAACGAGGGCUUCUCGAACUGGUACUUCGGCUG